Pleurotus ostreatus (oyster mushroom) is the source of this 6345-nucleotide messenger RNA. RefSeq lists its product as uncharacterized. Gene Ontology annotation, biological process: nuclear-transcribed mRNA catabolic process, deadenylation-dependent decay. Gene Ontology annotation, molecular function: molecular adaptor activity. Lineage: Eukaryota; Fungi; Basidiomycota; Agaricomycetes; Agaricales; Pleurotaceae. The transcript has 16 exons. The coding region runs from base 1 to 6345 and encodes 2114 amino acids. Gene Ontology annotation, cellular component: CCR4-NOT core complex; P-body. The record is from RefSeq and is a predicted model, not a curated record.
AUGGACAGCACGCCGAACACGAAUAUCCAUACAAUUGUCAGGGCUCAGAUUGUAUUCCUCUUGUCGACCUUAACGGAGGAGAAUUUUGAAAGGAAUCAAGCCGAAAUUCGCUCACUGUCCGAACAACAUGGAAUCGAAACGUAUUUGCACUUCAUACGGCGGCUCAUUGUUCACUCACAGCAGCGUCUCGUCUCUGGAACGACCCCUCCCUCUCAAGACAUGUUAUCUACCCUUACUUUUCGACUUCUCGUUCAAGAAACACAGCGACUUGCGCACGACCCUACCCUUGCAGACCGAUUUCGUGACGGUAUAGACAGAGGAGACGGCGACCUGUUCCGUCAUUUUGAUCUUGUACGAUUUACUGAUCGUACAGGCCUGCGUCCCCUCGAAAAGCUCGUCCUCGCAGCUUCUUUUCUUGCACCUACAACUCGAAAGGAAUUGGCGACGCAGGCGGCCACCAUCAUACGUCACGAAUUCGACAAUGCCAUUCUAUCCCUCUGCCACAACCCUUCCUUUGACAAUGCCGAUAUAGCUCCCAUCCAAGCGUCAAAACUCGUCUACAAGCUGCUCUCCGAUCUACCCCCCGAGUCUCCUGUUAUAGAUGCGCAACAACGGCAGGCUUUGAUAGUCGCGAUACAGAACAAAUUUGGCCAGGAGCAUACGUCUGCCAUCCUACACCGUGUUAUACCUACUAUAAGCCUUCCAGCUGGGACUACUCUCGUUCAGUUCUUGGUUCAACUCGGUCAAGAUGUCACAAGCGACCCGGAUGUUGUCCGGGCGGCAUUGCAACGAUUUGGCAUCUCGGAAGCAUCUCCGCCUCGCGACAACCAGGCGGUAGAGAUAGUAUCAUCACUGGCACGAUUAGCAGCCGAAGGAUCAACAGUAUGCGACAUGGGAGUCUUGGUUCGGGUGCUCAGUGGGUUGAACGUUACCUUGAACUGGGCCAGCGUCAUCAAGUCCUUUGACUGGCCUGACCGUCAUGGUGUCGACACUGCAACUCUCAAACUUCUGAUUGCUAUUCUCCUUAGCGUCCCCCGUGAUGCGGAUCCACAUGCCGUCACUGGCUUUUGGGAACCGUGGAAUAACCAGUUGUAUCAUCUACGGUUGCUUGAUGCCCUUCUCUCGCUUCCCCCAGACACCUUCAAUUUCGUACAACUCCCAGGUCAUCGAAUCGUGACAGUCGACGAUGUUUCUAUCGCAAGUCCCACAAUCAAAGCCCUGGCCGCCAACGUUCAAGGUCAUACGUGGAACUCGUUAGAUUUGUUCGAAGUCUUGGUUCGGAUGGCGGACUCGGAUUCGGCGGAUGUGAAGUCCUGUGUCAGAGACAUGCUUGAUAAAGCCAUCAAAAUAAGUGCCGAACUUGUGCAUAUGGGCCUUUUCCAAGUACCGUCGCAAAACUGGAACGAAAUUCGCCGCGAAUACUGUCGCAAGUUGCUGUCGAUGUUUCUCGCGGGACAUCCAAAUCAUCAAUUAGUAUUCAUGCGAAUGUGGCAGAUUGAACCGACGUAUCUUACGGAUGCGUUCCGCGAUUUCUACGACGAAAACCCUCUCAAUAUCUCCAGAAUUCUCGAUGUCGCGCAAGAUCUCAAGAUCUUGGACUCGCUCCUCGAGGUCCGCCCCUUCACCUUCGCUCUCGAUGUCGCCGCCCUCGCUUCGCGAAGGGAGUACUUGAACCUCGACAAGUGGCUUGCCGACAAUGCAGCAAAUCACGGCGGAGAGUUUCUUCAUUCUGUCAUCGUUUUCCUCGACCAAAAGAUGGAGAGUGAGAAGGUCUCUAGAAUAUCCGUCCCUCCCAUAGAGAACCGUACCAUGACCCUUAGUCCCAGCACCAUCACCAUUAUCCUUCGAAUGUUGAGAAACAACACCUCAAUCAUGAGUGAAUCCGACGCCAAAUAUUGCCUUGAAGUACGCAACGCUUGCCUCCAAAUCCAUCCUCGCUUGAUGGAUUUGACACCUGGAUCCGAAACCGAACCCGGGUUUACGGUGAUAAACUACUCUCAAGAGAUCGAAGCCGAGGUCGAUGCUAUCUACAAACAAAUGUAUGAUGAGAAUACGACCAUCGACGAAGUCAUCGUCCGCCUCCAACAACACAAAGAUUCCACCAAUGCCCGCGACCACGAAGUCUUUUCGUGCAUGCUUCACUUCCUCUUCGACGAAUACAAAUUCUUCCAAUCCUACUACCCGGCUCGGGAGCUCUCAAUGACUGGAUACUUGUUUGGCUCGCUUAUCCAGCAUCAAUUGAUCGACUACAUCCCCCUCGGAAUUGCCAUUCGCUACAUUCUCGAUGCCUUGAACUGCCCUCCGGAGACAAACCUUUUCAAGUUUGGGACCCAAGCUUUGUCACAAUUUGAAUCCCGAUUGUCCGAAUGGCAGCCUUUGUGCGAGGCGCUCCUCAACAUCCCCCAUCUAAUCGAAGCCCGCCCGGACCUGGUUGCUAGCAUUCAACGCGCUCUCGCUGCUGCCCAGGAUGGUAAUGGCAUCGGGGAUGCUGGCAAGCUACCGGGACCUCUGGCACUGGAACCUCCAUCCGGUUUCAACGCUAUUCAGCCGGACGUAAUAGAGGGAGAAAUAGAGAGUCCACCAGAGGAACUUUCGGACCGCAUCCUAUUCAUCGUCAACAAUCUCGCGCCGAACAACUUCGAUGACAAACUAAAGGAGAUGAAGUCCCAGUUUGAGGAUGCUCAUGCUCGUUGGUUCGCCAAUUACCUCGUUGACCAGCGUAUCAGUGUUGAAGCAAACAAUCAUCAACUCUACCUCCGCUUUUUGGACGCCCUCAACCGCUCACGGCUGUCGAAGUUCAUUCUUCAGGAGACACUGGUGAAGUCUGCGGCACUGCUCAACUCAGAAAAGGCCAUGCAGGUUGGGAGUACGGAACGGACAAUGUUGAAGAAUGUCGGCAAGUGGCUGGGGGAAAUAACAUUGGCACGCGACAGGCCGAUAAAACACAAAAACCUGUCCUUCAAGGACCUUCUCGUAGAAGGAUACGACACUGGUCGUCUUGUCGUUGCCAUUCCAUUCGUCUGCCAGACGAUGGUCCCAUGCCAAAAGUCCAAGGUGUUCAAGCCUCCAAACCCAUGGCUCAUGGGUGUCCUGGGUCUCCUUGCCGAGCUAUAUCAAUAUGCCGACAUGAAGCUGAACCUCAAGUUUGAGAUUGAAGUUCUUUGUCAAGCUUUGAAUGUCGCACUCGAUUCUGUAGAACCCACCAGCAUCAUUCGGAAUAGGCCGCUGGGCGACACAUUGGCUGGGCCACCUCUCCCCGAAUACGUCCCGGAUAUUGACUCCCUUCCCAUUGGUGGUUAUCACCCCUCCUCCCAGCUUGUUGCUGACUCCCAGGUGUUGGCUUUGGGCACAUCUAGCCCAGGCGAAUCUCAUCGAGCCAUGGGCGCUCAUAUCGAAUCCAUCCUCACAAACCUCGUACAUCAAGUGUUCAUCAGCCCUCAGCUUGCUCCGCUCAACACUAACCCUGCGUUCAAACGCGCUGUUCAACUUGCCGUUGAUCGGGCUGUUCGAGAGAUCAUUCUCCCGGUGGUCGAGAGAUCCGUCACUAUUGCAGGCAUUUCGACUAGGGAGUUGGUGACCAAGGACUUUGCCACAGAGCCCAACGAAGAUCGCUUUCGUAAGGCUGCUCAUUUGAUGGCUCAGCGCCUUGCUGGUAGCCUAGCCCUGGUAACUUGCAAAGAACCGUUGAAGAGCAACCUUGCUACUCAUCUACGGCAGUACCUUGCUGAUCACGGGUUUGGUGAUUUGCCUGACCCUGUUAUCAUGGUUCUAGUCACGGAUAACCUAGACAUGGCAUGUAGCGCAAUAGAAAAGUCGGCUAUGGAUCAAGCUGUUACGGAUGUUGAUGAAAACUUCGCCACAUCGUACGAGGCCCGGCGUAGACAUCGCGAGAUUCGUAACGGACAACCAUUCUGGGACCCAACUGCUCCCCAAGUCAAUUUCUCUAUCACCCUGCCGGAUCCUCUACGGGUGAAGCCUUCAGGGUUACAGCCACAUCAGGUUAAUGUUUAUGAAGAUUUCGUCAACGACCAAAAGCGCAGAAUGACUAGCCGCCCCAACUCUACCAUGUCGUUUUCUAGAAGCGAGCACAUCCCCCCGACGGCAUACUCAGCUUCGCCAGCCCCAGAAGCGCAAAUGUCUGGUCGUCCUUAUCUAACCCACCAAGAUGUUAUGGAUCGAUUCGCCGCCCUCAUCAAGGAUUUGGAGGCGGUAUUAAUGCAACUCCCCGUUCAGUCGCUAGCAGCCCUGCCACCUAACCACGAUGUUCGACAUCUGGUCAGACAAGUAUUGUUCCUAGCUCAAGAAGCUGCCGACAAGCAAGGGACCCCUCUUCAGAUGUCGCAGAAAAUCGUUCAACUGCUUUACAAGACCCCAUCUCAGUUGGGUCGUGAAGUUUAUGUCGUAUUGCUCGAACAACUCUGCACUACCUUCGAGGACGUCUCCAAGGAAGCCAUCACAUGGCUUGUUUACGCCGAAGAUGAGAGAAAAUUCAACGUCCCGGUUACCGUGACGCUACUCCGCAGCGGCCUCGUAGACAUUGCUCAACAAGAUCAGCAAUUAGCGAAGUUCCUGUACACUAAUCCUCGACCCACUUUGCUGGCCUUUGCAGUUGGAUUAAUUCGGGAAUGUCUGUCGGCCGAUCCCCCGGUUGCCUCGCAAACGCAAUUCAGCUACUCGCUGGAAAUACUUAGCCAACUUUCACAGUCAGGCAAAGGCAGCGACGAUGUGACUAGGCUCCUGAGCGAUCUCAAUAGGAUCAGGCGCCCACCUAGCUUGCCGAUUGAGAACCAACUUGUACGGCAGCUCGGAAAAGCUGAGACAGAUCAAGCAAGAGAAAAGUUAUUGACUUGGUUCCAACAAUGGAUUGGUAUCUUUCAACGGUCCACCAAUCCGGAGAAGAGCUUUGUUCCUUUCAUCACCCAGCUCACCAAGCAGGGCAUUUUGAAAGUGGAAGACAUGUCUUCAUUCUUCUUCAGGGUCUGCACCGAAGCCAGCGUCUCUCACUACAUCAAGUGUGUGUCGAGCGGUGACUACGAAUUCGCAUUCCAGGCCCUGGAUGCUAUGUCAAGGCUGAUCGUCUAUAUCAUCAAAUAUCACGGAGAUGCCUCUGGAGUCAACAACGACCAAGCGAAGGUUCAUUACUUGACAAAAAUCCUUUCUAUCUUUGUCCUCGUGCUCGCGAACAUACACGAGGAACAGGGGCCUUCUUUCCAACAAAAGCCGUUCUUCAGGUUUUUCUCCAGCCUCAUCAAUGAUCUCCACACCAUCGAAUCUAGUUUGGGCACAGCCUAUUUCCAACUCCUUGUUGCGAUCAGCGAUACCUUCAGCUCCCUUCAACCCACUUACUUCCCUGGCUUCGCUUUCUCCUGGAUGUGCCUCAUCUCGCACCGGUUGUUCAUGCCGAAGUUACUUCUCACUGAAAACCGCGAAGGAUGGUCUGCAUUCCACAAACUCCUCCUGUCUUUGUUCAAGUUCCUUUCGCCAUUCCUCAAAGAUUCCGAGUUACGAACAGCGUCGCGAGACUUGUACCGCGGCACGUUACGUCUCCUACUUGUCCUUCUCCACGACUUCCCCGAAUUCCUCAGUGAAUACUACUUCACCCUCUGCGACAUCAUCCCUCCUCGUUGCAUCCAGCUUCGGAACAUCAUCCUCAGUGCCUUCCCAUCCUCUGUCAUUCUCCCAGACCCCCACCUUCGAAAUGUCAAAUUCGAAGCUAUCCCAGAAAUGGGACCCAUCCCACCUAUACUCUCCGAUUUCGCAUCGGGCCUUAAGAGCGGCGAUCUUCGUUCCAAUCUCGACCAAUAUCUGCUCAAUCGAGGCAACCCUGCUUUCCUGACCUCCCUUCAGGAUCGCCUACGGUUACCUGUUGUGCCAGACAUGGCCACAGAGACCUACAAUUUGUCACUGGUCAACUCUUUGGUUAUGUACAUUGGCGUCUCCUCGGUUGCUCAAGCCAAAGCCCGAAGUGGGUCUUCGCUCUUCGUGGCGAGUGACCCCGGCGUGGUAGCCUUGCAGUAUCUCGCAACCAGCCUCGACGUUGAAGGCCAACACCACCUGCUCAGCUCGAUGAUCCUCCAUCUCCGUUACCCUAAUGCCCACACCCACUGGUUCAGCUCACUCCUUCUCCACCUUUUCUUGGAGGUGAAGGAUGCCCGCUUCCGUGAGGUCAUGACGAAAGUAUUGUUGGAACGCUUCAUUGCUCUCCGCCCUCAUCCUUGGGGUGCCCUCGUGACAUUCAUCGAGUUACUUCGCAACCCUAAGUACGAAUUUUGGAGCAUGGACUUCGUACGAAUUGCCCCCGAAGUCACUCUCCUCCUUGAGAGUGUAAGUUCACUGUCUACCUGA